Molecule: messenger RNA, 2267 nt
Organism: Chelmon rostratus (copperband butterflyfish)
Lineage: Eukaryota; Metazoa; Chordata; Actinopteri; Chaetodontiformes; Chaetodontidae
Gene: pif1
Product: PIF1 5'-to-3' DNA helicase homolog (S. cerevisiae)
Exons: 13
Coding region: 81-1988 (635 amino acids)
Biological process (GO): telomere maintenance; DNA repair
Molecular function (GO): DNA helicase activity
Source: RefSeq, a predicted model, not a curated record
GGUCGCAGACUGAGGGGCAGCUGCAGACAACAGAGACGAUAUUAGGAUAUACUUCAUCUAAAACAAAGAAAGUUGUGGCGAUGUCAGCCGGGGAGGACGGUGCCCAGCUGCAGUGCUGUGUGACGGUGGAGCAGCUCAACACCUCCGGCCAGGCCACCCGGAGGCAGGUCAUCCGCAAAGCCUCUGUUCUCCUGGGCCGGAACGAGUUCCAGGAGAUCGUCCUCCGUGUCCACGAUGGAAAAGUCCCGCAGAGUUACCGUCUCAAAGAGUUCAAGCUUUUUACCAAUUUCGUCAGAGAUGGGAAGUGCACCGUCAAACUGCUCCCCGAAAACAUCCAGGUGCUCAUCUCUAACUGCCCCCCCGACCAGCUGAAGCUCUUUCUCAAAACCCUGAGCAUCAAACACCAGGCCGGGCAGAGCAGCAAGCCUCUGACUGAGCGGGAGAAGCUGAAAGCCGGCCUGCCCCGCAGCUUCGAGGCCAUCAGCCCGCUGCAGCAGAAAGACAUCCAGAAGGUCAACGAGCUGAGAAGCAGAGCGGCUCCUGCAGGGCUGGCAGACCGCACCAACAAGACCACCGCUGCAAGACCAGGACAGCAGGUCAAAAGGUCGAGGAGUGACAGCAACUUCAGCCCGGUGAAGACCAACCCAAGUAAGAAGCCCAUCCUGUGUCUGCCAUCCCGGCAGCUGAAUAAAGAGCAGGCGGCCGUCCUCAGUGCUGUGCUGAGUGGCAAGAACGUCUUCUUUACUGGAAGUGCGGGUACAGGAAAGUCCUUCUUGCUGAAGAGGAUCAUGGGAUCUCUUCCUCCGAAGAGCACCUUCGCCACAGCCAGCACAGGAGUGGCUGCUUGUCACAUUGGAGGGACAACAUUGCACAACUUUGCCGGUAUCGGCUCCGGCUCUGCCCCUCUGGAGCAGUGUGUCGAGCUGGCUCAGAGGCCCGGGGUGCUGCAGCACUGGACCAGCUGUCGACACCUCAUCAUCGACGAGGUCUCCAUGGUGGAGGCCCAGUUCUUUGACAAGCUGGAGUCAGUGGCCAGGUCGGUGAGGAGGUCUACUGAGCCGUUUGGAGGCAUCCAGCUGAUCAUGUGUGGCGACUUCCUCCAGCUGCCUCCUGUGUCAAAGGGAAAAGAAAAGGCCGGCUUCUGCUUCCAGGCCAGGAGUUGGCGUAAGGUCAUCCAGCUCAACAUGGAGCUAACAGAAGUGCGAAGGCAAACGGACCAGUCCUUCAUCUCCCUCCUGCAGGCGGUGAGGGUUGGAAGGGUGACCGAAGAAGUCACCGCCAAGCUAAUGGAAAGCGCCUACCAUCAGAUCGAGAGGGACGGCAUUCUAGCGACCAGGCUGUGCACACACAAGGACGACGUGGAGCUCACAAACGAGAACAAACUCCGGCAGCUGCCAGGGUCAGUGCGUGUGUUUGAGGCACUGGACAGUGACCCAGCCCUGGUGAAGACUAUAGACGCUCACAGCCCCGUCAGCAGACUGAUCCAACUCAAAGUGGGAGCUCAGGUCAUGCUGACGAAGAAUCUGGACGUGGCUCGAGGUCUGGUGAAUGGAGCGCGAGGGGUUGUGGUGGCUUUUGAGUCUGGAAAACAUGGGCUCCCGCGCGUGCGUUUCCUGUGCGGCGUUACAGAGACGCUGAAGCCCGAGCGUUGGGUGUUUAAGUCCGGCGGUGGGAUCCACCUGAGUCGACAGCAGCUGCCCCUCAAGCUGGCCUGGGCCAUCUCCAUUCACAAGAGCCAGGGAAUGACACUGGACUGUGUGGAAAUCUCUCUGGCACGUGUGUUUGAGAGCGGCCAGGCUUACGUGGCCCUGUCCCGAGCUCGGAGCCUGGAGGGCCUGAGGGUCAUGGACUUCGACCCGCGUGUGGUCAGGGCGGAUCCAGAUGUGCUCGUCUUCUACAAGAGACUGAGGAAGGAGCGGCUGCUCAUGCAGGCCUCCAUGGAUGAUUUUGUUGGCGGCAGCAACAAAGAAAACUUUGUGAGAAGGUGAAUCCAUCUUCAUCUUCUGUGACAUUAUGCACUGUGUGCAUGUUAUCGUCCUGUUUUUAUUUCUCUGGGGACAGUUUGAGUUUCUUAAAUGACUGCUGCCGCACGUGUUUACAUUCACUGUCUACCUCACCAUCCCUGUUUAAACUGGCAGUGCGAAAAGUCACACUGCCACCUUCUGAUCAUUGUUGUAAUUGUCCUUUUUUAAGAGCCUCUUUUUACGCCUUGGUUUUUUAUUUAUUAUCAUGAUUGUUUGCAUGUAUUCAAGUAAAGUUUUAGUCAA